AUGGCGAACAAGAAUAUGAGGUACCACCUCAUUUUCUUCAUCAUCAUUUUCUUAGAUCUGAUCAGCCUCUAUGGAAAAUCCUUAACUAUUGAGGAAAAGCGAACAACAAUAGCAUCAAAGCAAAUGGUACGUAUCGGUGUAAUUCUUGACUUGGAUUCUCCGAUUGGGAAGAUGGCUCGAAGCUACAUGUCCAUGGCACUCUCUGACUUCUAUGCUAGAAACGCCACUUAUCGAACAAAGUUGACUCUUUCUGUGAAGAACUCUAGCAAGGAUGCUGUUGCUGCAGCAUCAGCAGCUUUAGAAUUGAUGAACAACGAAGAAGUGCAAGCUAUUAUAGGGCCCCAAACCUCAAACCAAGCCAAGUUUGUGAUAAAUCUUGGGGAGAAAGCUCAAAUUCCCAUUAUUUCAUUUUCAGCUACAAGUCCUUCUCUAACUCAAACCCAAAGUCGUUUAUUCAUUAGGACAGGCCUAGAUGACAGUUCUCAGGUAAAAGCCAUCACAUCCAUUGUUAAGGCAUACGGGUGGCGCGAAGUUGUCCUAAUCUACGAAGACACCGAAUACGGCAAUGGUUUGAUUCCCUACAUAACAGAUACUUUUGAACAGAUCGAUACAAGGGUCCCUUACAGAAGUGUCAUGUCUCCGUCAUCGAGUCCCUACCAAAUUUUGAAAGAGCUUACCAAGUUAAUGGGAAUGGAGACAAGGGUAUUCUUGGUCCACAUGACUGCUUCACUUGGAUCAAAAGUCUUUGUUCAUGCAAAAGAAGCUGGCAUGAUGAGUAAAGGGUAUGCAUGGAUCACAACUGCUGAGUUAUCGACAUUAUUGCAUCCAGAGAUGGAGGAGGCAAAGGUCACUGGUUCAAUGGAAGGUGUGCUGGGUGUGAGGCCCUAUGUACCAACCUCAAAAGAUCUUGAAGAUUUCAAGCUGAGGUGGAAAAGGAGGAAAUUGCCCAAUAUUGGCAAGACAAUGCAAAGCAGUUCUGAGAUUAACCUGUUUGGUUUAUGGGCUUAUGAUACAAUCUGGGCUUUAGCUAAGGCUGUAGAAUUGGUUGGACUGGAGGUGAAUUAUUCUAGUGAUGUUUUAAAGCACAAGACUAAUAGCAAAAACACAGAUGAAAUGUUUGGCAUAACUGUCUCUAAAGCAGGUCCAAGGCUUCUCCAAGCUUUGCUGCGUACCAGUUUUCAAGGCCUAAGUGGGAAAUUCCAAUUGAUUAAUGGACACUUGCAACCUGCGCCCUAUGAAAUAAUCAAUGUGGUUCGUAAAAACGAGACAGUUAUUCGAUGUUGUUGGGCUCCAAACGAAGAAGCAUUUCAUGAUUUAGUUCAAAUUUCUAAUGCACCUAAGCCUAUCUGGCCUGGAAACACAAGUACUCCACCAAAGGGUUGGGUUAUACCUGUUACUGGAAAAAAGUUGAGGAUUGGGAUACCCGUCUCGUCUAGUUUCAAAGAUUUUGUGAACAUAGACUGGUCUCGUCAUACCAAUGAGCCUAAGAUCUCAGGGUUCUCAAUCGAUGUCUUUCGGGAGGUCUUAAAACGGAUGCCAUUUGCAGUUUUGUAUGAAUUUAUUCCGUACAUGAAUAGUUCAACAAAAGAAGCUGCUGGGACUUAUGAUGAGCUUCUUUACCAGAUUAAGCUGAAGAAAUUUGAUGCUGUAGUGGGAGAUACAACAAUUGUUGGAAAUAGGACGUCCUACGUUGAUUUUACGUUACCUUAUUUUGAAUCUAGCGUUUGGAUGGUGGUGAAAGUUAAAGAUAACGAAAGAAAGAAUAUUUGGAUUUUCCUAAAGCCUCUGAGUUGGGAUCUUUGGUUGACAUCUGCCGGCGCCUUCAUCUUUACAGGCAUUGUAGUAUGGAUUCUUGAACAUCGCAUAAACACAGAAUUUGGAGAUGGUUCACGAAAGCAACAACUUGCCACAACUCUUUGGUUCUCGUUUUCCACUCUUGUAUUUGCACAUAAGGAGAAGGUGGUGAGCAACUGGACCAGAUUUGUGCUGAUCAUAUGGAUUUUUGUGGUACUCAUCUUGACACAGAGUUACACUGCUAGCUUGGCCUCAUUGUUGACUGUAGAUAAGUUGCAGCCAGCAGUUGAUGAUGUGAAUGCGCUCAGACAAACUGGUGCUUAUGUUGGAUACGAAAAGAAUUCCUUUGUAAAAGAUCUUUUAAUAAGCCAGUUAAAUUUUGAGAAGAAAAAGCUGAAGGCGUAUUCUUCCCCAGAGGAAUUUCAUCACGCACUGUCCAAUGGAAGCAAAAAUGGAGGGGUUGAUGCUAUCUUUGAUGAAAGUCCCUACGUAAAGCUCUUCCUCUCCAAGUACUGCUCAAGAUACAUUGUGGUUGGACCAACCUACAGGACUGAUGGAUUUGGCUUUGCCUUCCCUCUAGGGUCCCCUCUUGUUGCUUACAUUUCAAGGGCAAUCUUGAAUGUGACUCAAAAUUAUAGGAUAAUGGAUGCAAUGCAACAUAAGUAUUUUCCAUAUGAAACCAAAUGUCAGGACCCAAGCUCCACAUUCUCUUUCGACAAUCGCAGUCUAAAUGUGUACAGCUUCGGAGGCCUCUUCAUCAUCACUGGAGUGAUUUCAAUUUCUUCAUGCUUGAUAUAUAUGGUUCAUUUCCUCUACAACCACUGGCCUGCUUUGAGUUCCCUCCAUCCAGAAGCCUCUGCCUUGUCAAAGAUAGCAAAACAUAUCACUUUCAACCGAAAAGAUAGCUCUGUGCUUGCUAUAGAGCAAACCAAUCAAGCAACUCAUGUAAAUUCUGUUUCUGUAACAGAGGCUAGAGGAGACGAUGCUUCACCUUAUGAUAGGAACAACUUGCUGAGCCAUGCAGUGUCUUUUGAUCAAGGAAUAUCAGACAAUAAAUGCCAACUACAGAACACAGUUGACUCUUCUGUGAAGAACUCUAGCGACGAUAUUGUUGCUGCAGCAUCAGCAGCUUUAGACCUGAUAAAGAAUGAAGAAGUGCAAGCUAUUAUAGGGCCCCAAACGUUAACCCAAGCCAAGUUUGUGAUAAAUCUUGGACAGAGCGCUCAAAUUCCCGUUCUUUCAUUUUCAGCUACAAGCCCCUCACUAUCUUCAACCCAAAACCGUUUCUUCAUUCGGACAGCUUUGGAUGAUUGUUCUCAAGUGAAAGCCAUCACAUCCAUUGUUGAACCAUAUGGAUGGCGUGAAGUUGUGGUAAUCUACGAAGACACCGAAUAG
Molecule: messenger RNA, 3189 nt
Organism: Prunus avium (sweet cherry)
Lineage: Eukaryota; Viridiplantae; Streptophyta; Magnoliopsida; Rosales; Rosaceae
Product: glutamate receptor 2.1-like
Cellular component (GO): membrane
Molecular function (GO): ligand-gated monoatomic ion channel activity
Source: RefSeq, a predicted model, not a curated record